GAGAAGAAUUUUAUGAAGCUUCCCCCUACGAGCCGGUCACCUCUCGUCUCUCUGAUAUAUUCAGACACGCUUCAAUUGUCUCAGGAAUGGACCCCGCCACCAACUCCAAAAGCAACCACUGCCUGGACGCAGCCAAAGCCUGCAACCUGAACGACAACUGCAAGCGCCUGCGCUCGGGCUACAUCUCCACCUGCAGCAAGGAGAUCUCGGCCAGCGAGCACUGCAACCGGCGGAAAUGCCACAAGGCUCUGCGGCAGUUCUUCGACCGUGUCCCCAGCGAGUACACCUACCGCCUGCUCUUCUGCUCCUGCAAGGACCACGCUUGCGCCGAGCGCCGCCGGCAAACCAUCGUCCCCUCCUGCUCCUACGAGGAUAAGGAGAAACCCAACUGCCUGGAUCUGCGCAACACCUGACGGAUGGAUCACCUCUGCCGGUCCCGGCUGGCGGAUUUCCACGCCAACUGCCAAGCCUCCUCCUUCCAGUCCCUGACCAGCUGCCCCGGGGACAACUACCAGGCGUGCCUGGGCUCCUACGCAGGGCUCAUCGGUUUCGACAUGACUCCCAACUACGUGGACGCCAGCACCACCAGCAUCACCAUCUCGCCCUGGUGCUCCUGCAAAGGCAGCGGCAACCUGGAAGAGGAGUGUGAAAAAUUUCUCCGAGACUUCACGGAAAACCCGUGUCUCCGAAACGCCAUCCAAGCCUUCGGCAACGGCACCGAUGUGAACCUCUCCCCGAAGAACCCUUCGCCCCCCGUCACCCUGCCGCCGAAGACGGAGAAGAGCCCUGCCUUGCCGGAUGACAUCAACGACAGCAACACCAUGUACGACACGAGCAUCAUCACCACCUGCACCUCCAUCCAGGAGCACGGAGCGAAGCUCAACAAAUCCACGGAGCAGAGCCUGUGCUACUCCGAG
Messenger RNA from Pterocles gutturalis (yellow-throated sandgrouse), 917 nucleotides. RefSeq names its product GDNF family receptor alpha 2 (gene GFRA2). Lineage: Eukaryota; Metazoa; Chordata; Aves; Pterocliformes; Pteroclidae. Gene Ontology annotation, cellular component: external side of plasma membrane; signaling receptor complex. The annotation marks the transcript as partial. The transcript has 6 exons. Gene Ontology annotation, molecular function: signaling receptor activity. Gene Ontology annotation, biological process: nervous system development. The record is from RefSeq and is a predicted model, not a curated record.